CAGAAUAUAAUACAAACCAGGUAAAACGAGACCAACCAGAAACAUCACAACUGCGUUUAUACUGUACGCUUAUUCUCAAAUAUUGAAACGUGAAUACCGAAAUGUGUAGCCUAGGCUACGUUCGACUAUUCUAUCUCCGGUGGUGCGUAAUUUACGCAGCUUUUUAAUAAUGGCGUCUGUACGAGAGAUGCGACCAGGUCUUCAAAAAUGAAGCGAAGAAGAAGUCUAUUCUAGAAAUUUCGAUAUUUAUACAGGGUUUCAGUAAGUGGGCUGUGAACGUCUUCCAGUGAUUUUGUUCACUUUUUUCUUUUUUGAGACCCCGAAAUGAUGAAGAUCAAAUCGAAUCAAACGCGGACAUAUGACGGGGAUGGCUACAAGAAGCGCGCCGCCUGUCUGUGCUUCAGAAACGAGAGUGAGGAGGAGGUGUUGUUGGUGAGUAGUAUCCGGCAUCCAGGCAAGUGGAUCGUCCCUGGUGGAGGGAUGGAGCCGGAGGAAGAGCCCAACGUUGCUGCUGUUCGAGAGGUGUGUGAAGAGGCUGGUGUCAAGGGGACAUUGGGGCGUCUACUAGGAAUUUUCGAGAACACAGACAGGAAGCACAGAACAUAUGUCUAUGUCCUCAUCGUUACAGAGAUGUUGGAAGACUGGGAGGACUCUGUGAAUAUUGGGAGAAAAAGGGAAUGGUUUAAUAUAGAGGAUGCCAGAAGAGUGUUGCAGUGCCACAAGCCUGUGCAGGCCUCGUACUUUGAGGCCCUACAACAGGGCAGCCUGAGCAGCAACGGGACACCCCUGGUGACCACGAUAGGGGGAGAAGAGCACUCCCCUACCUACAAUAUCAACCAGAGCUCCAGAUCGAGUAUAAGAUAACUAAAACACAAACUCCUGGAGACUUCUCCAUCUUUUACCUGCUUCUUUUUCUUACUUAAUCCUGCUCCUACUACUUUUUUCUUUUUUUAUAUCUUCAAAAUAUCAACAGAAAUGUUUGCCUUGCCAGCCUUCUUGUGCCAGAGUGGAGGUACAGACUUGACAAGUGUUGGGCGAAGAAGAUAUAACACUUUGUAAUUCAAAUGUUUUUUGUUGUUGUUGCUUUUUACUAGUGAUUGCAUGAGAUAUUCCCAAACUCUUGUCCUCCUUUACCUCGGUUCCUCUCUCAUAAAUCUGAGGUUUGACGAAUGAAACUUUCUGCUUUGGCGACGUAAAGUAUUGGUAUAGAAUGUGUUUACAGAAGAAAACAGGCUUUCCAGGGUCUUGUUUUGCAAACACUACUUGAAGUUGCCACACCCCUUUUUAUAUGGCAUUCAUAAGAAUGACAACCUCUCACCAUAUACCGUGACAGAUCAUUAGUGUAAUACCUACUCCCAACGGUGUUAAGAGUUAUAAAGUAUGAGUCUAUUUCUGUGUGACAUUUUCUAUUGUUGCUUUUUUUCAUAUAUUUCCUAAUCCCCUAAGAAUGAAUGGCUUUAGGUUAGAUAGGCUUGUGGGAAAGUUUCUUGUUUUGCAUGUGUGGUAAAGCUACAUGGGUGUGUCUUGUGUGACGCAAAUUGUAGGAAUGGAAUUAUCUGGUACAAACAGUCUCCCUUUGUAUUACAUUGUGAAGGUAGCACAAGCUUUGGUGUUUUGAAAGAAAAGCUUUGAUAAGGGUCUGACAAAAAAAAACUUCUCCCACAGUAGCUUGGGCCUUUAACCACACUGGGGGACAUCUAACCAGAACAUUGAAAUCUAAGUCAUCUGCUGUCUCACAUCUUGUCAGACUAUGAAGAUGAUUUAUUGAUUGGUUUUAUAAUUCAAUGACCAGAAAGACAGAGAAUUGUGCAUGUUCUCUGAUCCUCAGGGGAAAGGAACAAGAACCCAGACUAGUCUUUUGAAUCUGGUUGUGUAUCAGGAGGUGGGGAGUAAUGUCGUUAGGUGUUUGUGCUUGAAUAGUAAGGCUAAUUUAAAAUGGCACUAGGAAGAUUAUGCCACUGCUGCAUAACAUGUGGACCCCACUCUAGACCCCACUCAUUGUUAUGGUUUCCACUUUAUUUGAUAAUCUUAUAUCAAUUUACUUUGUUAAUAUUCAUAUUUAUUUUCUUAUGUUAUGGUGAUUGAUUGCAGAUGACGGACAUUUAUCAGUCUGUACUAAUAGCCUUUCUGUGUGUGUAUUGUGUAAGUUGAGGGCUGAUUGGUGUGUAUUUGCGUGUGUGUGACUAUGGAUGCAUUUAGACAGGCAGCACAAUUCAGAUUUUUUUUUUCUCUCACUAAUUGGUCUUUUGACCAAUCACAGAUCUUUUUCAGAGUUGAUCUGAUUGGUCAAAAGACCAAUUUGUGGAAAAAGAUCAGAAUUGGGCUGUCAGUCAAAAUGCAGCCAGUGUGUGGUGCAGGAAAAGAGGUUGCACAACCUGAGAUGCAAUGCCAAGGUAAAUCACCUGCAUGUUGGUGAGUACAUUUACACUCAUGAUUUCAUCAAUUCUAAAUUGUAUUCCUAACAAAUGUUUACACUGUGAUGUAGUUCUGCAUUUUCCCUUAAAUUAACACUGGACUUGUUUUUUGUCAGUGAGAUUUGUUUUUUGUUUCUUGAAAAAUACUUUUAACAGGUCUUAAUAUAUUGUCUACUUUUGGUAUGUUCAUUGGUUGUUCAAAUUAAUCAUUUAAAUAUUUUAAAUGCCGUAUUUCUGACGAAUGGAUGGAUGCCGAGUCUCAGAACCAUAGUUAUUCUGGCCCUGUCAGGACUUGGGAACAAAUAACUGGGAUUGGUAGAUAUGUUAAUGAGCUAUAGUCUGUCAAUGCAGAGAGCAAACUCUCCUACUGACCCUGGAGUUUGGUACUGUCGUUUGCUCGUCUCCCUGGCCCACAAAUGAAUGUGUAGAUUCUUCUUCGCUCACACUUGUCAUCUUGUAGUUGCUAGCUGGUUUUGAUGAAGUACCUACUCCUGAGACCUCUGUGCUAAACAGCUCAAAACCCUGAUGGGCUAGGUAUGUGAUCAUUUCAAUUACGUUUCAGGCCCACCAAGUUACCCUGCCAAGAACAAACAAUGUAAGGUGUCAUGUUGUCCAUGGUGUGAAAAACCGUCUGGCUCUGGCAGAACAGCUUGUGCCACUGAGCAUUUAGGCAAGUAUUUGGAUAUUCUUGCUGAGCUGCAUUGGUCCAAAUUUACACAUUGACCCAACAGAUCUGGUACAAAGAGCUGUUCAGUUUUCAGCCUCCUUUUGUUCAUCUUUGAACGGUCUCUUGCCAAUGUUUAAGUUUUAUACAGCCUCUUAACCUUUAUGGCCCUAGCCCUGUGGUAUCUUGAAUCCUCAGUUGGCUAGUUUUGCCUAGCUGCAUUGCAUUUCCUUCAGUUGGUUAUGCAACAUUUAUGUAUUAGUAACUGCCUAUCAUGUGGAGUUUUGGUCCCUUUCAACAUUGACCCUGAACAUAAGAAUGUGACGUUUGCAUGUGAACUGCAUUUUAAUUUCUUUUGACAACUUGCCUAUGGCACAUGUAAAAAUAGAAAGGGUUAGGCCUACUCAUGGUAUAAUAUAAUCAUAAUAUCGCACCAGGACGUAAUGACAUACAUGGCUUUAUUUCCCCACUAUAGGGCCAGUAGGAAUUUCAUUAUUUUCCUCAGUAUGCCAAUGUCUUGAAGCCUGUCAUGAGGUUGUGCCAUGUACUGGCUAUGGGUCAUCUAACCAGGUGAUGGUAGUUAUCGCAGUGUUUCCCCCAUUCUUGACUACUUCAGUUUACUGGUAAGGUUAAGGGUCUUAACAGGAUAAAUCAAAUGAGAUGAUAUUUCUUGAAGACUGGUGUUCAGAAAUUGUUAGUCUUACGUGCAAUGGUCCAGACAGGCAUUUGUUCAUUGUUCAAUUGGCCUUGCAAUUAUAUGGCUAAACAUCUCCAUGUUGUCAACUCAGAUUUCUUCAAUGGGUACAAAGUGUAAGCCUGAAUGUAAAAUGAAUUGUGCCAAUUAAUAAAAACACCAGUAUUUCA
Molecule: messenger RNA, 3942 nt
Organism: Oncorhynchus kisutch (coho salmon)
Lineage: Eukaryota; Metazoa; Chordata; Actinopteri; Salmoniformes; Salmonidae
Product: diphosphoinositol polyphosphate phosphohydrolase 1-like
Exons: 5
Coding region: 325-864 (179 amino acids)
Biological process (GO): adenosine 5'-(hexahydrogen pentaphosphate) catabolic process; diadenosine hexaphosphate catabolic process; diadenosine pentaphosphate catabolic process
Cellular component (GO): nucleus; cytoplasm
Molecular function (GO): bis(5'-adenosyl)-hexaphosphatase activity; bis(5'-adenosyl)-pentaphosphatase activity; endopolyphosphatase activity
Source: RefSeq, a predicted model, not a curated record